Molecule: messenger RNA, 1815 nt
Organism: Cladocopium goreaui
Lineage: Eukaryota; Dinophyceae; Suessiales; Symbiodiniaceae
Source: the annotation of a GenBank genome assembly
AUGGCGGUGCAGAAACUUGCUCAUGGUUGGCGAGCGCGCCGCAAGAAGGACGGCAAGACGUUCAACGGACCGCUACGCGCUACUGAAAUGGCCGCAAACGAAGAUGCGCGGCAAAAGGAGGAAGCAGCCAGUGAACGCUUGCAAGAAGUUUUUGAUCGACUAUCGGGCUCGCUUUCUGUUCCGGCCGUGACCCAUUAUGGUUCUAAUUGGCGUGCCCGAUUGAAAGUAAGCUACGAAAUUGUAUGUGGUCCGACACGGCAGUCCAAAGCGGCUGCCGAAGAGGACGCGCGCUUACUGCAGCAAGCGCAACAAAUUUCCACGGCAGAGGUGCAGAGCGUGGUCCAGCGGUUGCAGCAGGAUGCGCGUGCUGUGUUGCCUGUCACCAAAAAUGGUUCAGGGUGGCGCGCCCGUGUGCAGGUUGCGGAGACACAAGUUAAUGGUCCUACUAAGACUAGGCGGUCCAAGGCUGGUGUUGAAGUCGAUGCGACUCAACUGCAGGCUGCUGCAGAUCUCUGCCAAAGAGCUACAGUCUACUGCGUGCGAGAAAUGCCGCAGAUGAUUUCGACACGGAAGUGGUUUCGAAUGGUUUCGAAGAGCGUGCAGCUUUUGGUGUCAGCAUUUCAAGAUGCGUUAGCGCCGCUCAGCAAAGGCGCGUGGAUGGUGGAAUUGGGCUUUCACACCAGACUGGAUUAUGGCUCUCGGCCUGCAUGGACAAGUGGCUUGGAGCGCGGCACGGCCAUUGCUGGCCUGAAGAAUUUAGGGAACAGCUGCUGGCUCAAUGCCGUGCUGCAAUGUUUUCGGUGGACCCGCCCGCUGCACAAUGCUUUCACUGCUCGGUUGAUGGAAUGUGAAGAAUCGAUUCUGGGAGCGUUGGUCCAAGAUGUCCUAGAGAAACUUGCAAGCAACGACUGGGAUUACGUUGCUCCACUUGCUUUACUGAAUCAACUUUAUGCGACUUAUGAAGCAAGAUUUCGACCUGGUGAAAGCGCAAAUGCAGCAGAAGUUUGUCGUUUGCUGUUGGAACGGUGUAUCUACGGAAGUGAUAUUGUACAUUUGCUGUCUACAUCGAUUGCAAUGGCCCGGCGCGGCGUCACUCUCACGGAACUGACCCGUGAGCAUUUUGCUGCAUGCCGGCCGAGCAGUGAUGUUCUCAUUUUCGAAGUGGCGCCCGUCGAUGGCGGCCGGGUAAACUGGUCGCAGUUGUUGGUGGCGCCGCCCUUUGGUGAGGGCAACAACUACCUCUACACAGUUUCCGGCUUUGUGGCGCGUGAAACUGUCGCGCCUGUGGCUGAUGCUCCUGUGGUGCGUGCGGUGGAAGCGCCACCUGGCUCUGCGUCUGCGAGGACUGCUGGCUCGCGCCUUGGACGUUUUGCGGCGGCACUGCAACGCAAGCGUCGUGGAGUCGAUGUCCAGUUGGGUUUGAUUUGUGUUGGCGAAGUGGAAGCUAGUUUCGUGCGGGCUCUGGUGGCUUUCAAUGACAAGCAGCUGCCCAAUGAUGAAGCUCCAGCAAGACAACACAGCCAUCUCGGCGAUGCGGGUAAAGAGAUCCGUCGAUUGCCCGGCCGUGCGGGCGAAGCGCACUUGGUGGUCUUGGCCCACACGGAGGAAAAUGGCGAGGGGAGUGUGCUCUGGCAAGUGCCGGUCGAUGCACACCGUGUGGAAGGGGCCACACGAUUUCUGAUGCAGCUGUACCUGUCAGAGGUGAGUGCUCCACAGACCAUCACAUAUGACCAGGCAUGGACACCAAUGAAACGACUCGCCAGCGUCGUCGAGCAAACGCCGGGAAAGACAACGAUGGCGGAGGACGGGGCCUGA